Messenger RNA from Carassius gibelio (silver crucian carp), 3059 nucleotides. RefSeq names its product EEF1A lysine methyltransferase 2 (gene eef1akmt2). Gene Ontology annotation, biological process: peptidyl-lysine monomethylation; peptidyl-lysine dimethylation. The coding region runs from base 16 to 729 and encodes 237 amino acids. Lineage: Eukaryota; Metazoa; Chordata; Actinopteri; Cypriniformes; Cyprinidae. The transcript has 6 exons. Gene Ontology annotation, cellular component: cytoplasm. The record is from RefSeq and is a predicted model, not a curated record. Gene Ontology annotation, molecular function: protein-lysine N-methyltransferase activity.
GUAUGACGUCAGCGGAUGUUGACGAGUCGAGUCGUCAUGAGCACACAUGGGGCAGAAGACUGUCCGCUGCAGUGCAAACAAUCAGAAGAUGAUUUUGCUCCUUCAAAACUCGGAACAAAGGACUUCUGGGAUGAUGCUUACAAGAGAGAGCUUCAGACUUUCAAGGAUAUUGGAGAUGUUGGAGAAAUAUGGUUUGGAGAGGAAAGCAUGGGCAGAGUAAUCAGAUGGAUGGAAGCACAAAAUGUACCUGAAAAUGCUGCCAUACUUGACAUUGGAACUGGAAACGGGAUGUUUCUUGUGGAACUGGCCAAGCAUGGUUUUUCAAACCUCACUGGAAUUGACUAUUCAAAGGCUGCUGUGGAGCUCACCGUAAAUAUUUUGGAAGAGGAAGGCUUAAAACAUGUUAAAAUUCAGGUGGAGGAUUUCCUGAACCCCAGCACUGCAUUGAAGGGUUUUGAUGUAUGUAUAGAUAAAGGCACAUUUGAUGCCAUUAGUUUGAGCCCAGAGGACAGAGAGGAGGCAAAAAAGCUCUAUGUGAACUCUUUAAAAACUGUAAUGCAGCCAGGAGGCUUCUUCAUCAUCACCUCCUGCAACUGGACCAAAGAGCAGCUGCUCCAGAUCUUCAGACCUGGGUUUGAGUUGGUCCGAGAGCUGCCCACCCCUCGUUUCCAGUUUGGUGGUGUGACGGGGAACAGCGUGACAGCUUUGGUAUUUAAACGGAUUGAUUGAUUCUAAAGUUGUGUUUUUUUUUUUUUGCAUUAUCAGUUAUGUACUUUUAGAAUAAAUCGUUUUGGAAAGCAAUGAUCUUUUUUUUCUCAAUAUUUCGGUAAUACAAAUAAAAUGAAUGACCUAUUACGUGGGGGGUGUACACAUGAGGGCAGUAUUGAGCUACACAUCAUUUGAACGUUACUGUAUGUCCAUUUUGACUCAGUUCUUAUGUUGAUGUGUAAUGUUAGGCAUAAACAUGGAGUAGUUAAUUGUUGCAAACACUCACUGUCAGGUAAAGUUGUUUCUCUAUAUAGGGUAUUUUAUUAAAAUCUUAACAAUAUUUUUUUUUUUUAUUGGUGAUUUUAACAUAUUUCAAGUUUUUUUGGCUUUGUAUGUAGGGUUUUCUCUGAUUAGAGCAAGAGCAAUUAGAUAUGAUAAGAUUAGAGCAAUAAUUUUUUUUUACAUAUUUAAAAAAAUAUAUAUUUAAAAUGAUCUUUUCUUUUCUUUUUUUUGAGGUCUGAGCAGUGCCUUUUUCUAAUUUAAUAUUUUGACUGUAUUUCAUGUUAUUUCUUUUUGUCUUUGCAUGAGAUUUGAGCAAGACAUUUUUUUUAAUAUAUAUUUCUUAAACUUUUGAGGCCAUACAAUGGAAUUGAAUGUAAUGAAAAUGCCAGCUGCAGAAGUUAAGUGCGGUGGAAUUUGUUAAAUAACAUUUUCAUUGCCAUUUGAUUGCUUGUUUUUAAUGCCAAGUUUUCAGGCAGCAACUUAAAAGCCAAUUUAAUACCAAAUUAUGAAAUCAGUUAAACUAUCAAAAAGCCCCUUUAUUUGUGCUCCAUAAUUUGUUUAUCAAUUUACUAAGCAUCCAGUAAUUGAGCUUUUUCCCUAGCAGUGUUCACGCACCAGAGCUUCACCCCGAAGCUCUCAGGCACUCUUGAGAAGUUUCUGUGCUAGUGUAAAUGUGCGUUCUCUGUGUCUCCCUCUGAAACGACUGAACAUUCACAAAUGUCUCACGCUUAAUACUGACUCACACUAUUGACCGCUCAGGAAUAGCAUCCAUACGGUCUCUGUUACCUCUCUCUUUCUUGGGGAUAUUUCUUUUUCUCUUGGUCAUUUUUAAGAAAAAGUCUGACAGCUGCACCUGAUAAGAAAGUGAUUGAGCUUCCAGGACACGACUGCUGCCACGGCAACAGCGAGAGAGCAAUAAAAGCCUGGCUUUGGGCCAUGAUGCUGUGGUACUUUAAAGAGAGAGAAAUCCCCCAUACCUCGCUGGUUAUUACCCCGUCCCCCAGCCGGAGAAUGAAAUGAAAAACAAAAACCUGAAUUUAAAUCUCUCUUGGCACCUUCCAGAGAUGAAAACAGAAGUUUACAUUAAAUAAAUGGAUUGAGGGUGCGAAAACGUCACUUUUUUCCAGUGCAUCAGCAUUUCUUGUCAGUAAGAAUCUGAGUGGACAGAGAAUCCAGACAGCUCUUAUUGAAGCGGAGAUGCUGAAGAGUGAAUUAAUAGAGUGUGAGAUCGAUGGCUUGCCAGUGUACAUAAAUGUGGGAAUCAUGUGAAGUCCGCAGCGCUGGAUCAGCUGUACCAUGACCACUCGAACACACAGAGACUAUGAGCUGGUUAGCAGCGGUUUUUGUUUUUGUUUGACAGAUGGUCAUUAAUAUAUCUUAACUUGUUAACUUAUGCCUUAAUGCCUUAUAGUCUUUUGUUUUCAUGGACAAACAUGUUUUAGGUAAACAUGAAUUUAAAAAAACAAAAAUAGACAAGUCAAAUUUUAUAAUUUUGAAAUCUGUUUCACUUCAUCAGAAUGGUAUGAAACUUGGCGACUCUUCUGACUCUUGCUAUAAAUGAAUACACAAAUUGUGGACGUGAUUAGAAAAGGCUAAUUGCUCUUAAAAAUAGUCAGACCUGUGACCUUUAUGGCCAAAGUUACUGUCAUAUAAAUGGGCAGAGCAAAUUUUUUCUGAAAAUCCUCUUUUAAGCAGCUAGUGAAUGCACGUGCUGCAUCAUGGUAUUUUAUGUGGUAUGGCAUUACAUAUGAUUUUCCUUAUUUCUCAGAGAUGAGAAUGAUACAAUCUGCCAUCCAUGAACUGGAAUACCUUUUCUCUAUGUUUUAUAACUUUGCUCUAUUUUUCUCUUCCAUAUUUUUUAAUAAUUUAUAUAGAAAUAUAUGGUGCAUAAUUUAGAGUGGAAUAUUGUUUAGUACAAUAAAUUGUGUUUUAUAAUAUAUAACAAAGAAAUUCUGCUUUAAACCUUUCAAAGCAGUCAAGACCAUUAUAAAAACAGAAAAAUCUAUUUCCAUUGCCAGAUGAUGAUCUUUCUUCAGGUUGCAAUAAUAAAUGCUGAUUUGAAAAGCCCA